Messenger RNA from Sorex araneus (European shrew), 5706 nucleotides. RefSeq names its product HEAT repeat containing 6 (gene HEATR6). NCBI's taxonomy places the organism in Eukaryota, Metazoa, Chordata, Mammalia, Eulipotyphla, Soricidae. The record is from RefSeq and is a predicted model, not a curated record. Bases 1 to 3492 code for a protein of 1163 amino acids. The transcript is spliced from 20 exons.
AUGGCGGCCGUGCAAGUGGCAGGCGCGCUUCCAGGCGGGCCGCUCCGAGACACGUCGCAGGAGCCGCUCGCUAAACCCGGCGAUGGAUUCCGCUGCCUGUCGGCCCGACUUUGCGCCCUGCGCCCGGAUGACAGCAGCUCCGCCCGCACCGAGAUCCACCUGCUCUUCGACCAGCUCAUCUCCGAGAACUACAGCGAGGGCGGCGGCGGCGUGGCCCCGGAGGAUGUCAGUACUCUCCUCGUUCAAGCAUGCCGACUGGUGCCUCUUAACCAGAAUCAUCUUGUCAGCAAAGUGUCUCUACUUAUCCACCACUUACUUAACAGAUUACAGGUGAUUGUUGAUGAGCAGAACUUGGAUUUCCUGCUGACAUACACUAUUUCAGCUCUUCACCAGUGUAGUUCAUGGACACACAUGAAAAUCCUGCAAGCCCUGGCAGCCCUGGUGUACUGCAAUGGCUCGAAAUGUCAAAAGUAUCUCCCAGACUUGCUAGGCAAAACAGGGCUGCUGGUGAAAAUGAGUGACUUGGCUCAGUCUGACCCUGAAGUCAGGAGAGCAGCAGUGCACUGUAUGGCGAACUUAUGUCUCAGUGUGCCGGGACAGCCGUACUUGGAGGAGCCCUACCAGAGUGUCUGCUUCCGAGCUUUCUUGACCACUUUGCAGGCUCCUCAGUCACCUGAUACGGAUGAUAUCACCUUUUGCAUGUUGUUACAAAAUGCGUUAAAAGGUGUGCAGUCACUUUUGAAUGGUGGGAAGAUGAAGUUGACACAGACCGAUGAGCUUGGCGCUCUGCUCGCUGUGCUAAAGAAAUCUAUGUUUCAUGGACUCCCUGGACUGAACAUAGAGAUGCCCACAGUGUUAUACCCGACUCCACUUCCUCAGUAUGACGGGCGACCCCCUGCCAAACCCCAACAGCCAGAAUCCGGUGCUUCUCGACCAGCUCUGAGUAAAAAGAAAAAGCCAAAAGUAAAGCCCAAAAAAAGCCAGCAAGGAGAAGAGGAGGAAGAGGAGGAGGAGGAUGAAGAGUCCAGUGGUGGAAGAGAAGCUGCCCCCCGUCUGGGUGUUCAGAGUAUGGCGGUCGCUGCAAGUGGCACUCCGGGAAAAGCCCCAGUUCCCUUGUUCUCCAGUUCCUCCAGCUGGAAGUGGGUCAGCAGCAGUGAGUCCGACUACUCUGAUGCGGAGGGAGGCAUGCAAAGUAAAAUUAGGUCUUACCAGGCCAGAGUUCGCCAAGGAGCAUUAACUUGUUUUCUUUCUACGAUAAAAUCAAUAGAAAAAAAAGUCCUCUAUGGCUAUUGGUCAGCCUUUGUUCCUGAUACGCCAGAGCUGGGAAGCCCUCAGUCUGUGUCCUUGAUGACCCUGACAUUAAAAGACCCUUCUCCCAAGACCCGUGCCUGUGCCCUGCAAGUUUUAUCUGCCAUCUUGGAAGGCUCAAAGCAGUUUCUUUCUGUGGCUGAGGACACCAGUGAGCACAGAAGGGCUUUUACUCCGUUCUCUGUAACCAUCGCUUCCAGCAUUCGAGAGUUGCAUCGGUGUCUUUUGCUGGCUUUAGUGGCUGAGUCGUCCUCACAGACCCUUACUCAGAUAAUUAAGUGCCUUGCAAAUUUAGUAUCAAAUUCACCUUAUAACCGUCUGAAACUCAGUCUGCUGACCAAAGUCUGGAACCAGAUAAAGCCUUAUAUUCACCAUAAAGAUGUUAACGUUCGUGUGUCCAGCCUCACACUCUUGGGAGCCAUCGUGUCCACCAACGCACCUUUACCUGAAGUCCAGCUGCUGUUACAGCAGCCCUGUUCUUCGGGGCUCAAUAGCAGUUCAGCGACUCCCGAGUGGUGGAAGAAGACCCCGUCAGGAUCCGUGCGGGAUGAGCCAUCAGUGGGCUCCCCCCCGGGCUGUGCCGAGCCCUGCUGGCUGAUCCGACUCUGCGUUUCCACUGUGGUGCUGCCCAAGGAGGACUCGUGCUCCGGGAGCGAUGCUGCUUCUGCCCCGGGAAGCACCUAUAAGCCGUCCCCCGUGCGACUGGAGGCCUUACAGGUUUUGGCUCACCUGGCAAGGGGCUACUUUUCCAUAACUCAGGUCUAUUUGAUGGAACUUGGAGAGUUGAUUUGCAAGUGCAUGGGGGAGGCAGAUCCCUCCAUUCAGCUUCAUGGAACAAAGCUUCUGGAAGAGUUGGGUACAGGUUUAAUACAACAGUAUAAAUCAGAUUCUCCCACAGCACCUGCUCAGCGUGUGCCAGUCCCCUUGGUGGUGGCCUUCUGGACAUUGAUGCUGAACGGCCCUUUGCCCAGAGCCCUGCAGAAUUCCGAGCACCCCACUCUGCAGGCGAGCGCCUGUGACGCCCUGUCUUCCAUCUUGCCGGAAGCCUUCAGCAGCCUGCCGAAUGACAGGCAGAUCCUGUGCCUCACCAUGCUGCUGGGACUGAAUGACAGCAAGAACCGGCUAGUAAAAGCAGCGACCUCUCGGGCCCUUGGUGUCUACGUGCUUUUCCCCUGCCUGCGACAGGAUGUCAUCUUUGUAGCCGACACAGCAAAUGCAGUAUUGAUGUCACUUCAAGACAAGUCUCUGAAUGUCCGAGCCAAAGCAGCCUGGUCCCUGGGCAACCUGACGGACACUCUUAUCACCAACAUGGAUUCACCAGACCCAAGUUUCCAGGAAGAGUUUUCUGGUCUUCUGCUCUUGAAGAUGUUGCAGUCAGCCAUAGAAGCAUCCAAGGACAAAGACAAGGUGAAAAGCAAUGCAGUUCGCGCCCUUGGAAACUUACUUCAUUUUUUGCAACCAUGUCACAUAGAAAAACCCAGGUUCUCUGAGAUCAUCGAGGAGUCUAUCCAGGCCCUGAUUUCGGCUGUCUUGGCAGAGGCUGCCAUGAAAGUUCGCUGGAAUGCAUGCUACGCGAUGGGGAAUGUGUUUAAAAACCCGGCUCUCCCUUUAGGAACAGCCCCAUGGACCUCGCAGGCCUACAACGCCCUGACCUCUGUGGUGACAUCAUGCAAGAACUUCAAAGUGCGCAUCCGAUCGGCCGCAGCCCUUUCUGUCCCAGGCAAGAGGGAGCACUACGGGUCCGUGGGCCAGUACGGCCGGAUCUGGAAUGCACUGGUCACUGCCUUGCAGAAGAGUGAAGACACCACAGACUUUUUGGAAUUCAAAUACUGUGCCAGUCUGCGGACUGAGAUCUGCCAGGCGCUGAUUCACCUGCUGAGCGUGGCCAGCGCCUCAGACCUGCCCUGCGUCAGAGACUCCCUGGAGCUGAACAGGGACAUGGUCCAGUCCUAUGUCCUGCAGUUUUUAAAGUCUGGAGCAGAGAGAGAUGACACUGGGGCACCCCACAGCUCCCAGGAAAGAGGCCAGAUGGUCAGAACGGCCCUGGAGCACAUACGCUGUGUCCAGGCCCUGCCCGGAGACACGUCCAAAGGCGCCCUGGUGGGCUUUUUAGAAACGGUCCUGACACAGCAUUCCCACUCGUCAGCGUCGCCAGAAGCACCCCUGGAACAGACAGCUCGGUGAAUGUGCAGUAUCUACCUCCCAGGUGUCUGGAGGGAGUCGGAAGACCACGUGUGAGGCUCAGUUAAAACGUACAAAGGGUUUCCUUUCAGGGGAAGAAGGAGGCCAUCCACUGUUUAUGGAGAAUGAGCUGACAGCGAUUUCAGUUUCUCCAGGAGCCUGGCUGCUGUGGAGAGCGGGCCUGUGUUGUGGGUGUGUUCCGGGCUGUCGGGAUCUCCGACCUAUUCACCGGGAACCAGCAAGUUAGGAUGUGAGUGGGUUGUGAAGUAUGUAUGGUCAAAGAAUUGGCGUGUAAAAAAUAACUUAAAAAUUAGAACGUUUCUAGUUGUGUUAUGUUUCUAUGUUUCUGGGAAGUAUUCUCUUUUAUAAUAAACAAGUGAAAACCAGAUCUGGUUUUUGUCAAGUCGCGUUUAUGGCAAGCUGCAAAGAGCUAACAUUUGGCCAGUUUAUGCUUUUAUAGCUGCUUUCGUUGCUAAAAUACAGCCUGAACAGGACACCCACUGUGCGCCUCCCAUGAUCUGCUGGACCAAGAGUUAACUCCUGGCAUGCAGGGCCAUUCCCUGAGCCAGCACAUGACCACUGACUCCACUUCCCAGAGUCCUGGAGAGGGUGGUCCCCUGUGCUCCAUGGAUGCGAACACUGCCCUCUUAGAGUUUGUGCCUUUAAGAGUUUUUAUAGGACCACACCUAGUGACACUGCCAGUGCUGUGGACCCUGGGCUCACCCCAGCAGUUAGGAGGGGAACAUUUUUUUUUAGUGAAACAAAAUAGUUUUAUUGAAAGAAAUUUAUUUAGAGAGAUUAUGAGGAGAGAGAGAGAGAGAGAGAGAGAGAGAGAGAGAGAGAGAGAGAGAGAGAGAGAGAGAGAGAGAGAGAGACCACAGGCUUCUUCAGAGUAGAAGAAAGGGGAGAUAAUGGCUUUUAGGAGAAGGUUACAUACAAUAUCUCCAAAUUAUCUUGGUCUGGGCUUUUUGGUUUUACAUCACUCAAGGCAGUUUUUAAAGCAAAAUAUCACCAAAGAACUCUUGGGAUUUAAACUAUGCAUUCAUCUCUUGAACACUAACUUUAUAUUGGUACUGAUUUGAGUCCGGAAGUUUGAGAUCUGUAAGACUCAAUUCAGAUAGCCCACGCUUCUUAUUUGAUGUGGGAUAAAUCAAAAGUUUGCAGAGGUGCUGAAAUCAUGUCAUUCUAUUUUACUGUGAUGUUGACGGUAGUUCUGGCUAGGGCUAGCCUAUGUGUGAGGGCUGCCUCCUCCGCCCACCCCCAGUUCUCCUUCACACAAGUGAAGAUGCAAUGUGUGCCGUCAGCUCACAGCCUGGCUCAGUUCCAGUGUGAGUGUGUAUGUGUGAGCUGGCCCCAGGAUGACAGGUGUCCUCUCUGGGCUUGGGGCCUGUGUGUGCCCAAAGAAGCCAGGGGGGCGCUCCUUGAAAUAAAGCCGGAUGGAGAAUGAACGAAGAGGUGAACACAAAUGAAGGCUUACUGUGAAGUGCUCUGGGUCUUCAUUUAAAACUUUGAUGAUGUUUUGGUAGCAGAAGUCUGCCAGAUCAACUUAAUUCUUGCUUCUGUCAAUCAGCCCACACCCACAUGGGUUGUGUAUUGUAUCACUGUUUCCAAAAGCCUGUUGGCCUGGAGGACCUCCUCUAACUAGAAUGGGUUUGGGUGAGAUGUUCCACUGUUAUUAUUUACUUUGGAAUCAUGUUUAAGGGCUCAUGCUUGGUUUCCCUUCUUUUUGCCUUUAGGUUGUAUUUUUUCCUGCUUUGAUGUUGGUUGCUCAGCACGUGCUAUCUAGCCGAGGCUGGGAAACAGUGAAACAGGCAUGGUUUCUCAUUGGUCAAGGAUCAGUUUCCAAAAAAUGAGACAACAAGCACACACACAAAAAAAACUUCCAGUACAGAAUAUUCCUGAAGUUUGCUUUUCUUCAGCAAUAGUUGAACCAAAAAUGUUUUCAGGGGGCCUGAGGACUGAGAUGAAUUUGCAGGAACCCAGUGAGUCCCAAUGAACUUGCAGGGACCCAAUGAGAAACCCUGGAACUUCCUUCCCUUGAGCAUGUUCUUAGUGGUCACUUGUUUACUUUGUCAUAAAAAUUAAAAUAUGGCAUCUAUAGCUAAUACCUCUGGGUUGUUGAGCUUUCAUUGGUUGGUUUCUUAAUAAAAUAUGUUAAAUGACUUGAUGUUUUUGUUUGAUGAUUCUUACUCUUGAAUAAAAUAUUAUUUCACUUUA